AUGUAUGGCUUUGUAAAUCAUGCAUUAGAAUUAUUGGUCAUAACAACUUUUGGAGAAGAAACUUGGGAAGAAAUCAAGAAAAAUGCUGAAGUGCAAAUGGAAGGACAAUUUCUUGUCCGUCAAAUUUACGAAGAUGAAAUAACUUAUAAUUUAAUCGGAGCUGCUGCUGAAAAACUUCAACUUCCGGCUGACACGAUUCUAGAACUUUUUGGAAAAUGUUUUUUCGAAUUUUGUCAAGAUUCGGGUUACGAUAAAAUUCUUCAAGUUUUAGGAGCUACUCCUAGAGAUUUUUACAGCACAUUGUAUCCGGGUAUGAAAGCUCCUUCCUUUCGUUGCACAGUCAGACCCGAAGACGGAGCUUUACUUCUUCAUUAUUACUCCGAUCGACCUGGUCUUGAACAUAUUGUCAUCGGAAUAGUAAAAACGGUGGCGAGUAAACUUCACGGUACAGAAGUCGAAGUAGAAAUAAUACAAUCUAAGGAAGAAUCAGAUCACGUGCAAUUUUUGAUAACCGGGCAAUCAGGCCAAGGUUUUGCUUCGGAUGCUGAAUAUACGGAAGCUGAAAUACAGUCUUUGGAUUCGAAAGUGAGUCCGGCAACUUUUUGUAAAGUUUUUCCUUUUCAUAUCUUGUUUAACAAUAGCAUGACAAUUAUGCAAACGGGUUCUUCGAUUGCCAGAAUUAUUCCAAGUGUCCUUAGAAGUGGAUGUAAAAUCACUGACGUAUUACAUCCAGUAAGACCGCAUUUGGAAUUGACGUUCGAAAAUAUUCUUUCUCAUAUCAGUACCGUGUACGUACUUAAAACCAAACCUGGAGUCAUGGAGGUGAACGUUGAUCCCGAAUAUUCAUCUUUGCGAUUAAAAGGACAAAUGACUUACAUUCCUGAAUCUGAUUCUAUAAUAUUUCUUUGUUAUCCGAGCGUUGUCAACUUGGACGAUCUCACAAGAAGAGGAUUAUACAUCAGUGACAUUCCACUUCAUGACGCCACCAGAGAUUUGGUGCUCAUGUCCGAACAAUUCGAAGCUGAUUACAAAUUAACGCAAAAUUUAGAGCUUUUAACGGAUAAACUUCAACAAACUUUCAGAGUUUUAGACGGGGAAAAACAAAAAACUGACAGAUUAUUGUAUUCCGUGCUCCCGAUAAGUGUAGCCAACGAACUUCGACAUCGACGUCCAGUUCCAGCAAAACGUUACGACAGCGUCACAUUAUUGUUUUCCGGUAUCGUGGGAUUCAGCGAUUAUUGUGCAGCUAAUACCGAUGCGGGGAGCGCAAUGAAAAUAGUUCAAAUGCUUAAUCAAUUAUAUACGGCUUUUGACGUUUUGACCGAUCCCAAGAGAAAUCCAAACGUUUACAAGGUUGAAACUGUCGGGGAUAAAUAUAUGGCAGUGAGUGGAUUACCGGAACCUUGCAACACUCAUGCUCGUUGCAUGGCCAGAGUUGCUUUGGACAUGAUGGAUUUAGGUCGGGAAGUUUUGUUCGAUGGAAAACCUGUGAAAAUAACGAUUGGAAUUCAUUCGGGAGAAGUCGUAACUGGUGUGAUUGGUCACCGAAUGCCGAGAUACUGUCUAUUUGGAAACACGGUUAAUUUAACUAGCAGAACAGAAACAACUGGAGCUCCUGGAAAAAUAAAUGUUUCUGAAGAUGCUUACGAGCAUCUUUCUCAGCCGGACAAUUUAGAUCCUCAAUUUCAUUUUGAAUAUCGGGGACCCGUGACAAUGAAAGGAAAAUCGGAACCAAUGAAAGUUUGGUUUCUUACCAGAAGUCAAGAACACAUUGUUUAA
Messenger RNA from Pediculus humanus corporis (human body louse), 1779 nucleotides. RefSeq names its product soluble guanylyl cyclase beta subunit, putative. Gene Ontology annotation, molecular function: heme binding; guanylate cyclase activity. Gene Ontology annotation, cellular component: guanylate cyclase complex, soluble. Gene Ontology annotation, biological process: cGMP biosynthetic process; response to oxygen levels. The record is from RefSeq and is a predicted model, not a curated record. Lineage: Eukaryota; Metazoa; Arthropoda; Insecta; Psocodea; Pediculidae. The transcript is spliced from 14 exons. The coding region runs from base 1 to 1779 and encodes 592 amino acids.